AUGGCGCCAGAAUUUGAACCCCAUAAACUUUGCUUGGAGACACUUAUUUGUGAACAUGUUUAUCAAAUAUUAUAUUUGGGACGUUUCUUAAUUUUCUUUGAUCUAAAAAUACUAUGGGCUCAUCGAGCUUAUAAAGCUUCGCGUCCACUUGAAAUAUUUUUGUUAUUUGGUGCAUCUGGUGCUGUCGAGGGAUCCGUACGUUGGUGGUGUAGAGAUCAUCGGGCUCAUCAUCGUUAUACCGAUACUGAAAAAGAUCCAUAUAGCGCACACAAAGGCUUACUAUAUUCGCAUAUAGGUUGGAUGCUUUUAAAACAAAAUCCCAAUACCAUUGGCAAAGCCGACAUCUCUGACCUCAAUUCUGAUCCACUAUUAAGAUUUCAACAUCGUAACUUCCUCUAUUUUGCUCUUGGUAUGGGUUUCCUAUUACCUACUUUGGGUGGCUUUUAUUUUGCAGCAGUUCUUCGUUUAGUUGUUGUACAUCACGCAACAUUUUGCGUCAACUCACUAGCCCAUUUUUUGGGAGAUGCACCAUUUGAUGAUCGACGUACGCCACGUGAUCAUUUCUUGACAGCCAUUUUUACUUUAGGUGAAGGAUAUCACAAUUUCCACCAUGAAUUCCCAAUGGAUUAUCGUAAUGCGAUUAAAUUCUACCAAUAUGAUCCUACCAAAUGGUUAAUAAGAUUCUUAUCUUAUUUUAAAUUGACUCAUCACCUAAAAAAAUUCCCUGAUAAUGAAAUCAAGAAAGGUAUAUUAUUAAUGAAACAAAAGAAAUUGGAUGAUGCAAAGAAAGAUUUAUAUUGGGGUAUUCCACUAAGUCAAUUACCCGUUUAUACUUUUGAUGAAUUCAAAGAAAGUGCAAAAAAUAAUAAAUUGAUAUUGAUAGAAGGUAUAAUUAUUGAUGUGACCGAUUUUAUCGAGGAACAUCCAGGUGGAAAAUCAAUAAUUGCCACUUCAAUAGGCAAAGAUAUGACAACAGCGUUUAACGGUGGUAUUUAUGAUCAUUCUAAUGCAGCUAGAAAUUUGAUGGCUAAUUUCCGUGUUGGUGUAAUUGCUGGUGGCGGAGAAGUUGAAUGUCGUAAAUCAAGAUAA
Messenger RNA from Entrophospora sp. SA101, 1089 nucleotides. Lineage: Eukaryota; Fungi; Glomeromycota; Glomeromycetes; Entrophosporales; Entrophosporaceae. The record is from the annotation of a GenBank genome assembly.